Phragmites australis (common reed) is the source of this 945-nucleotide messenger RNA. Its product is annotated as large ribosomal subunit protein eL20z-like. NCBI's taxonomy places the organism in Eukaryota, Viridiplantae, Streptophyta, Magnoliopsida, Poales, Poaceae. The transcript has 4 exons. The record is from RefSeq and is a predicted model, not a curated record. Bases 154 to 636 code for a protein of 160 amino acids.
UGCAAAUUUGGUUUCGGUUGCAAGUACGGACACAACUAAUCGACACGCGCUUCCACCGUCCGGUUUCUUCGCCAAACCCGGCGAUCCUCGUCAUCUCCCAAGUCCAUUGCGCGCACCUCGCCUCGAGAUCCCAUCCAUUCUCAGCCCCAGACCAUGGCGGCGAUGCACGAGGCCAAACGCCCCACCGCCACCACAACCACUCUCCCCCCAUCCCCAUCCCCAUCCCCAUCCCCCUCCGCCGUCGCCCCCAACCCUCAUCUCCCCUACCACCAUCACCACUACGGCACCUUCUCCCCGCCGCCGCACGUCGUAGGCGCCGCCUACGACGCUUCCGGGAUCGGGUUUGGUUGUCGGAGCGUUGUUGCCUUCCCGUGCAACGUCCAGCAGCAGGUCUUGGUUGAGGGCAUCCCCGUCCGGGAGCCGCCACUGCCGUUCUGCGGCGUCGGCAUUGGCUGGUUUUUGUUCUUAUUGGGGUUCUUCUUGGCUGCCAUUCCCUGGUAUGCUGGUGCCUUCCUUCUAUUCUUUGUUGCAUUGGACCACAGAGAGAAGCCUGGAUUAAUGGCAUGCACCAUUGCUGGCAUAUUUGCACUAGUCCCAUUCAUUUUGAAUGGUAUCAGAAUGCAUCCUUUCUGGUGAUCAGUGCUGGAAGUUGUCAGUCCAAAUCCACAUAUAACUGCUAAUAUCUUGGGCACCACAUUCGUUAUGUCCCAUAGUGUAUCAUAUUGCUCAUGCUUGUGAAGAACAAAAUAGAUGAGCUUACGUUGUAAAAAGAAUCUCAUGCUGCUUUUCUUCCGCAGGCUUGUAUACCCUUUAUCUGUGUGGCUAAUUGUGAAUUCUACUGUAUAUUUGUAUGGCGAUACUUCUAAGAUUGAAUUACUUGGAGUUUGCUGGUGUAAAUUUGACUUGAACAUAUCCUGCUAUCUGUGUGAUACUUGUUUUGUUUUA